Trematomus bernacchii (emerald rockcod) is the source of this 2646-nucleotide messenger RNA. Its product is annotated as shugoshin 1-like. Gene Ontology annotation, cellular component: nucleus; chromosome, centromeric region. Gene Ontology annotation, biological process: meiotic chromosome segregation. NCBI's taxonomy places the organism in Eukaryota, Metazoa, Chordata, Actinopteri, Perciformes, Nototheniidae. The coding region runs from base 192 to 2084 and encodes 630 amino acids. The record is from RefSeq and is a predicted model, not a curated record. The transcript has 10 exons.
CCCCGACUCAAAAUUCGAACGUCAACUCGCGUCAAGCAACGCUGUUUUAAAAUGGAAUAACUGUUUUAUUUAUACCUUACACAUUUUUUGAAGCGAUAGUUAACAUUCACAAACCGCCUGGUGAUAUACUCGUGCUGGUAAGUCCAACUUUACGGCACACUGCAGACGGCUUGUUGGAUAACGUGAACGCAAUGGCCAGAGAACGGGCCCAGAAGAAGUCCUUUCAGCAGAGUCUGGAGGACAUUAAGGAGAAGAUGAAGGAAAAGAGAAACAAACGGCUGGAGAGUGCCUCAGCUCCCAACAGAGGAAGGUUAAAGAAAAACAACACAAACAGUGUGGUUCAAUCUGCCAGCACCCUCCUGCUCGGGGUCCAGCAGAACAACAAGCUGCUGGCAGUAGCUCUGCAAGCUGAAAAGGAAAAGCUGGGUCAUGCUAAUGUAGUGAUCCUGCAGCUGAAGGGGGAGCGACAGGCCCUGUUCCUUCACCUCAUUCUGCUCAAGAGGAAGCUCAAAGAACAGGAAGCUGCAGCUUCAGAGACUUCAACCGUUGCUGAAACCAAGUACCAUGUGGAUUCACCAGGGAGAAAGCGGAGCAGCCAGAACCUUGAAAAGCCCAGUGUGGUUAAAGCCUCACCACUUUGUACAGACCCUCGGCCCUCUAAGUGGAAUGCACAAUCUGAAAGUCAGGUUACCUUGCCAUCUUCGGUAGUUGUGAGGCGAGGCCAUGCGGAUAGAGCAAGAAGGAGGAGGUCUGAGUGUGUGCAAGAAAACUUGUCCCACGUUGCAGGCUUGGAUACUUUGAUUGCAAGUCCAAUUCGCAGUGAUGUUGAAAAUACAAAUCAGCCACAGCACGAACCAGAGCCAGAUUUAGCGGACCCCGUUGACACUGUGGAGUUUCAGCAUUCUACUCCUGAACCUGUCCCACCAAAGGAAAACAACCAGCAGCGUCAAGGCAGAAAAAGAGCUCAGCAGACGCCCUCCACAAAACCAGAACCUGCUGCACAGAAACCAGAGAGAGGCCGCAAAGCAGACCGGGCCCCGUUAAAGAAACCUUGGGACAACCCCAAACCCAGAACUCGCUCCAAGAGUCGGGACCGGUCAGCAACAAGGGCCAAAACAGGACCUCUGUCACAAGGGAAUAAGCUCAACACCUCACUGGGAUUUAACGACACGUUUGACUUCGACUGUGAAGAGGCGGUUCAUGUCACACCGUUCAAGGCCAAGGCCGGGGACAACCAGUCGUCCACGCCUGUCGGGGAGGAGACUCCACAAACUGAAGCUCUACCUAUGGUUUCCAAACAGGAUGAGUCCAGCUCUUCUUCGUCAUCUUCUGAAUCAGAGGACAGCCUUUAUGUCCCUGAGAAGACCAAACGGAGACAGCCUUCACCUGACAAGUCCAAAAAGAUUACCACUCGAAGAGGGCGGGCCUCUGAAGUCAUCAGGCAGAAGAAAAGCGUCCCUUUGCAACAGGAGAUCUCUGUUUUCAGAGACGAGGCUGCAGAGCCUGAGGUGGAAGAAGCUCCUCACUCCCCUGACUGCAGCUUAUUUAACAGCCCUGACCCAGCCAUCUUGAGACAGGAAAAUAACCGUGAACCUCUCCCAGGGGUUAGUGAGAAGGAUUGUUUGCCGUCUGUCAGCCCUCUGGUUAAAGAGGAGAUGAAGAGGAUAAACAGCGUCCUGUCCAGUUUUGGAGAUUCCUCCGGGGAAGGUGCUCCUCUUUUACCCCACACAACGCUCAAGACAUGCAAGAAGCGUGGGCUUGGUGUAAGGACAGCAGGGCGGGGCUUGAGUCUGUGUGAUGUGACCAAUAUGUCCCCUGCAGCCUAUCGCCCGUUCUCCAGGAUCUCCGAGGCCCUCUGCUCCACUCCUGUUCCUGCUCCUGCUCGCAAGAGGCGCUGCACCAUCGUCGUGGACUACAAGGAACCCACCAUAAGUGGGAAACUUCGGCGCGGAGAUAAGUUCACCGACCUGCAGUUCCUCCGCUCUCCUAUUUUCAAGCAGAAGUCUCGCAGGACGUCUGUGCCGAAGUCAAGGAAUUCAAAUAAUGGCCAGUUGAGAAAUGCAAUGGGUCAUUUGUUGAAUUAAUAGCUUUCACAAGUGAUCAUUUGGUUUUUCCCUCAAGGUUAUUUCUUUACUGUGAUCAUUUUCAGAUGUUAUUUUAUUGACUUUGUUUGCUGCAAAACAAAACACAUUUUAAAUUCUACUUUUAAUCUCUAGCUAAAUGUAUUAAUGGCUUUUUUAUAAUGAUUUUUAUUAAAACAUCCUGAUUAAAGUAAUAUUAUACUGUGACCGUGUUAAGGCAUUUUAUAACAUACUGUCAAAUGAACUUUGCAUGUGUACAUACUAUACUAUGACAUUUUAAGUUAACUUACGAAAUACUGUGAGCUUUUUUUCAGAAUUUUAUGACAGACUACACAAUGUAUUUUUUCUGAAUUGUAUGUCAUACUAUACUACGGGAUUUUAUUUUACAACUAUGACCUUUUAAAUGAACUUACGAUAACUAUACUACGGCAACUAUACUAUGAAUUUUACUAUUACUAUUAAACUAUGCUGUAAACCAUCAUCACUGCGAUCAUUUAGCAUUGUUAAACAUUUAUUACAUUAAAAUGUGUUCCUGAUGUGACCUGUUAGAAUCCAGUGGAAAGAG